AUGAAAUCAUUUGUGUGUUACGUCGGUCUUAUCGUGGCCUUGGCCCUGCAGCUGCGGGCCAUCCAGCUCAAGUCUAACACCCUCAACCCAAUCUCAUACGUCGAACUUGGCAACCAACUUUCGAACAAAGUUGGAACGCUAUGGAAAAAUCAGUUAGACUCAUUCAUAGAUGUCGUGUCUACCAAAAUUGUCGACAAAUUGGAGAAGGAUAUACCAAGCGGUGCAGCAGCGGAGAACAUGAUGAUUCUUCUAGAGAACGAUGCUGAGCUCUUCGACACGGCAGCAUAUAAAGGACAUAACAUGGCACUCAUCGAAGACCAGUUUAUCAGAAAAUUGAGAGAAAGGUUCCACAACAGCAAAUUCGGAAAGGGUUUAAAAAAACUGUCAUCGAAAGUUAAGACAAAACUAACCGAUUUGUACAAACAGCACAAAGAUAAGGUGAAAAAAUUCCUGAAACAUUUGAUGACUGCUUUGGUCAUCCCAAUGGCAGUUAAGUUCAUCCAGAAACACCUGAACUCGUGGAAACAAAAGACGUUACAGGCGACCGAGAAACUUGACCCUGAAGCAAGAAAGGUAGCCCGCCCAGUUAUAAAUGAGCUAUACCAGCAGUUUCAGGACAAAUUGGAGGACUACGCUGAGAAUAACAAAUUAAACGGCGGGCAAGAGAAGAACGUACUGGACAAACUGCAGGCGGAGAAGAAAGAAAUUCAGGAUAUCGAAAACAAGGAGCAGAAACUCUUGCAGCAGUAG
Plasmodium inui San Antonio 1 is the source of this 750-nucleotide messenger RNA. RefSeq lists its product as hypothetical. The transcript is spliced from 3 exons. The coding region runs from base 1 to 750 and encodes 249 amino acids. The record is from RefSeq and is a predicted model, not a curated record. NCBI's taxonomy places the organism in Eukaryota, Apicomplexa, Aconoidasida, Haemosporida, Plasmodiidae.